AACGCUGAGAUCAAGGAAGUCGCUCAGCCGCUGGAUCCAGCCUCGGCCCGGCGUACACCGUAUCUGCUCUUUCCUUCUCCAUUAUUACUUUUAAAUACUGUUUUUUUAGGCGCACACGCUUCGUGUCCCUCCCGGGGACAUUUAGGUAUACGGUACAUUAGUUAGAUUGGCGUUAAUCGUGCACUUAACAGGCAUUUAAUUCGGCAGGUCGGCAUGUCGCAGCAGUUUAUUACCCAGACGUAUCGGUCUGCGAGCGUCUCCUCCGACCAAGAGAUCCUGCCGUCGGGGAUGCAGUACGUGAACUUGUCGCCGAUGCAAGUGCCGAUGCAAGUACCGAUGCAGGUGCCGAUGUCCCGUGUGCAGUACGCCUCGAACGGAGUCCCCGCCGACAACAACAUGGUCUACGAGACCGUGCGCUACCUGGUGCCGGUGGAGCGGAGAGUCGUACCGGAGUCCUACGUGCUGGUCAAUAACGCCCAGCAGAUGAUGUCGCCGGUCUAUAUGCAGAAAGUCCAGGGAUACGCGGUGAACAGCAUGGAGGAUUCGGAAGUGAUCAAUAGCCAGCGCUACAUCGAAGUUGAAAAUGCCGGUGAGAAGACGCCGUCUGUCUUCAGCCAGUCCCCAUCCUCUGUCAAGUCGUCAUCAAAGAUUGAGGAGACCAUCAACAUCAACAGCAGCAUGAACUUCGACAGCCCAGUGGAGACCCUGCCUGAGGUGAAGCUACCAGUCGUGGAAGUGGAGCAGGAGAAGCUAGACACGCGCUUCUUCGGAGAGCUGCUGGCAGAGGUGUGGCGCAAAAACAGCGACAUUCACAACUACAUCUCGGACAAUGUGGUCAAGAUCCGGGGACGGAAACACCUCUUGGACCCCAGCAUCGACUACAAGGUGGAGAAAGACGACACUGAGGACUUGAUCCCCAAAGGCAUUUCGGAGCUGACCAAGCAGCAGAUACGCUACCUACUGCAGACACGCUCCACUGCCGACAAGACCAUGCGUCUCCUCCUGGCCACCUUCAACAGCCUGAGGGAGGAGCUGUUCCACCUGCAGGACGACCUGAAGCGCCUGGAGUCCGAGAAGGAGGGGCUGGAGAAGGACCUGAGCUACAAGGCAGACCAAGCGAUGCAAUACGACCGCCUUUUGGACUCCUUGCGUGAGAACAACAGACAGCUGCAGGUGUCCCUGAAGGAAAGCACCUUGACCCAGAAUAACUUGGAGUCCCAGGUGAUGUCUGUCCGGGGCUCAGACUCUAACCGUGAAUAUCGCAUUAAGGAGCUGGAGGGCAGCCUGAGGGCGCUGGAGCAAGAGAACAGCUUACUGAGGCAGAAGGUGGCCGGUCAGGGCAACAUCACUGGCUUUCAGCAGAAAACGGAAGAACUCUCCAAGCAGUACAACGACAUGCUUAAUGCACUGCGGCACGAGAAGGACAAGGAGAUCCAGAGUCUACGGUCCCAGGUCAUCCAGGUGAAGACCGAGUACUCCACGCAGACAACAGGAGACCGGAGUCUGGAGCUGCGAAUCACGGAGCUGUUGACCAAGUUGGAGCAACGUGAGACCUUCAUCAAGAGACAAGAGGAGGAAAUCAGGAGGCUCAAGCAAGAGAAGAAUGACUGGUCCAGCAGGACCACUAUCACAUCCAGGUUCUCCAACCAGUACCCCAUCCUGGGCCUUCUCAGUGACGACUACCAGGCCACGUCCCCUGUGCAAUCAUCCAAGACGAUUGUGAUCGAAAGGUCCGGAGAACUGCGAAAAUAACAGGAAGACGCAGCCAGAAGAUUGAGAUGCCAACCCUGCAGUCCCUUGCGGUCCUUUUUCCUUGUUCCCUUUCUCUUUUGCUUCUCAGGUGCAGGGCUCCUAGGUGAAGCCGUGGUUCAGGUCGCCACGUGCGAUUUGGCAAAGCGGCUCACUUACUGAGACAAUAUGGCCACCUGUCUAGGAAGAAUCGACGCUAAAUCAGCUGAUUUUUUUUUUUUUGCUGCUCUUGUGUGGUAGCCGGGGUUAGUCAGGAGUAGGAUUUCAAGUAGAUUCAUAUUCAGCUCCCCUGAGUGGGUUAGCAGUGUCACCCCUGCAAAGUACUUGGUUAUUUUGGUUCCAUUUAGCUGCAUGAAUGAGUGCAAUCCGCGGGUAAAAACAAAUCUAAAAAUAUGAGGCAGAUUGAAUUUCCUGCAACCUCAAGAGAGCCGUCAAAGUCCUACCCGCCUUAAGCUUUACGAUGCUUUUACCUCGUCUGUCAAGAGCAAUGCCGCAACUUUUAUUGUUUUUUUGUGUUGUUUUUUUUUUUGGUAAUUUAUGUGUACUUUCAUGGUUGCUUUUGUUGGUCUUUUGCCAUCUCGUGUUUUGUUGAUCUUUAAUGACAGAAGGUGUACAACUGUUUUGACACAUUUAAUGCCUGGAAUGUGGAGAAUCGUUCUGUUGAGAGAAAAGUGCCACGUUAUUUUUUUUUCUUUUACCCCAGGAGCAACUUGUCACGUUUUAAGUAGGUGUUUUCACCCUAAUCAGGUAUUGCUGUGGGAGAGGGGUCUACUUCGGGGUGGAUGUGAAAUACGAGUGUGGGAAAAGAGCUCAGAGAAACUGAGAUGUUAAAGACUGGAGGCCUCGGCUCUGGAUGUGUUGGAGGUGGCUGAAGAGGCAGGAGUAACAUCUAUGUCUCUUUUAUUUGGAAAUACAACAGAAGCAUGUAGUUCUUAACAUGUCCAAAUUGUCCUUUCUGUUCUGCUUAUUGCUGUUAUGCAGGCAAAGUACGUGUCUCGCACCUGAGCAGCAUGAGCCUCAAGGAUCAAUGGGGUUGUUAAUAUAUAGCAAUGAUAUGUGACAGCGCUACACCUUCUCCUCCUCCAAUCCAUUUGGCACUUACGCCCCAGGUACACUAGAUGGCGCUGCAGCAUCACAAUAGAGAAUGUAACUUUUUUUAGCCAAAGUUUAAAUCGUAUGUGAUCGUUUUUCUUGGAGUACUUAAGCACAAUUUUGAAGACAGGGGCUCAUUUUGUCUAAACACUACACAGUUAGCCCAACCACACACCCAAGUAGCAGAAGACCUCGGAUCUUCUGCCGAAUGACACACUUAAGUCAAAGCUCUACAAUAAUUUAUGAAACAAAUGAGGCAUAUGAUUGGAUUCUAUUUGAAUGAGUGACACAUGACUGUGCUCAACCUAUAACACUUUCAUCAUGUCUGCUUUCCUAAUGAUUAAAACACACAGAGAACGUACGAAAAUAAAUUCACCUAGCGCUACAUGAAACCAAUACUGCAGACUGAUGGAAAUAUUUAUUUACUGUGUUUCUCUCCAUGUACUCAGGAUUGUCUGAUAUCCUGAUACUGAACAUCAGAACAAAACACAUUCAGAAGAAACGUCCCAGUGUUCAUGCUACUACUGUAAGCUCAUCAAACAUUUGGAGAGACAAAGGUAUAAAUCACGGUGCCCAAUACAGUUAAAAAAAAGAAACAUUGAGGCAUUACCUCUUUACCUAUCUGGAUCUGGCUAUAGGAUUUGUCGCCGUUGCAGGUUAUAUUCUCAUUGGCAAGACAAACGCUGAAUGUCGAUUGCAUCCUUGUGCAGAUGCUGCAUCAAUUUGAUCACAGUCCUCUUCCUGAUGAGGGGUAUCUGCUCAUAGGGCUGGAGAUUGUAAACCUUCCAUCGCCAUGCCGAGAAAAACUCUUCAGUGGGGUUUAGGAAGGGGGAGUAUGGUGGAAGGCGUUGGAUUGUAAAUUGUGGAUGUUGGUGGAACCAGUUUUGGACCAGAGGAGAUCAGUGGAAAGAGUCGUUGUCCCAGACGGCAAUGUAUCACACCUGAUGCGUUUGCACGAUAUCGUCACAGCAGCAAAUCAAUCUGUGUAAUAAUCUGAGAAUGAGGGUGGUAUUGUAAGGACCCAAGUUGGCAUGGCGAUGGAGGACCCCACUGUAUGUGAUGGCAGCCUACUGUGAAAUAUCACCGGAAUGGAUACCAAAAAGUGCCGAUGUAGUGCAUGCAGCGAGCUACUGGUUUACUGUAGACAGGAGGCAUUUUUCCCCGUUUUCCUGGAUAUUUUCCUGACAAAUUGUACGAAUUACUGAUGUCAUUGUGUAUCUGCUGAGAUUUGGCUGAACUUUCCGUCCAGCCUCCCUCAGUGUUAGUCCGUGGUUUUUCACGCGGUCGACUGGUGCACCACAAAUUUCAUUUGAUAAAUUCGGUCCUCUUCUUCUUUGAGCAUGUCCUCUCCCUCUUCUGGGUCUUCCUCUACCUCCGCCUCUUCCUCCACGGACUCCCCCUCUCAUCCCCGUUCUCCCUCUCCCUCUCCGCAAUUAAGCCCCUAUGUGUCCGCACACCUGCUGGUUGUGUUUAACCAGUUAGUUCAUAGGUGUGGUAAUUUUGAAAUCCAGUGCUUUGACAUGGCAAGGAAGUGUCAUCGUGUUGUGUUUCUGCGUGUGGUGUGUACACAUGUGUUUUAGUGUUUUGCAAAAAAACAUGAGGCUGCCGACGUGCUUGUAGUUCUGCAAGUCUGGGCUGAUGUUUUGCUCCUUGAGUGUGAGGCUUCUCUACCUGUAGAAUACUUUUGAUCUUAAGCAAUCUAAAAGACAACUGUUCAGAUUGCUGCUUAGAUUGCUGUUGCAAAUUUACCUUUAUUAACCUUAAUAAGUAUUGUGUUGCAUCAGAAUCUGCUUCUGCACAAAUGUCUAUGUAUUGCUAUGUGUUUUGCGGCGUUUAUGUUAAACUUUGGUUGCGGGUGGCCAGUACAGUUGUGGGAUCGUUAAAAGGAGGAAUUCCAGUUCGAGCUGACCAUCGAAGGUGUCCUCUGAGCAUACGCGGAGUAGAUGGUUCCGGAAUAUUCCGAAACAUGGGCAUCCAGCUCCGGUUCUCGUGGGCUAUAUGGUUUACAGGCUAUCACUUGGGCUCAGCUCAUAAUUACCUUGCUGAAGUCAUUGAUUAUAAAGGUAACGUUACUUGGUGCUUGUGCGUCAGCUAUUUAGAAGGUAUAUAAAAUCGGUAUCUUUCUCAAAUCUGUUGGUUGAGGAGCUGUAAUUUAAGAUAUUUCAGUGUAGAGGUAUAAAAAAAACUAAUGAAACUGGGAAAAUUCUGCUAAAAUUCUAAUUUAAUCUUAAUACGCUGGGCCCAGUUCUGCACGUAUUUUGCUAUAGCAUUCGGUGACUUUAUUUGUGUUUUAUUUGCUCUGCGCUUGACUUACUUUAUAACCCCCGGAGUACAAUUCAUUGCUUUUCGUUUCACUUGUAAAAACAAAAGUGUCACUUUUGAGAUGAGGAUCCAUAACGGCAAGCAAGGGUGAUGGACCGAUUACUGACAGUUUGUUGGAAAAUUAAGCCACAAUACCACAUGGCAAGUCUGUCAGUAACUAAACGAUAUCACUGCAAGCCUUCUGAGUGCCUUUGUGACAACACAGUGAAAUAAUGCACCAUAAUCCAUUGGGAACAGUGGGGCUGGCCCAGCAAUUGUUAACAACCCAAAAAAAUGGUUUAAUUCACAGCAAAAAAAAAACCAAUAAUCACAGAAGAACAAAACACGGUGGUUCUGAAGGGCUUCAGUCUCUUGCCGUACUGCUUUUGUGAAUCACACUGGAUUUUGGAAGUCAGCGCUUGUGUUUAAUCUCAUUAAAAUGACCAUCUACAAAUA
Molecule: messenger RNA, 5598 nt
Organism: Brienomyrus brachyistius
Lineage: Eukaryota; Metazoa; Chordata; Actinopteri; Osteoglossiformes; Mormyridae
Gene: pof1b
Product: POF1B actin binding protein
Exons: 13
Coding region: 214-1752 (512 amino acids)
Biological process (GO): actin filament organization; bicellular tight junction assembly; epithelial cell morphogenesis
Cellular component (GO): adherens junction; bicellular tight junction; actin filament
Molecular function (GO): actin filament binding
Source: RefSeq, a predicted model, not a curated record